CGGAAGUAGGAAGAAGAGAAACAAGUGGAGAAAAAUAACAUUUGUGAGACGAACAUUUAUGAUUUAUCUGAGUUUUUCCAUCACUGUCAGUUGAUUUAUUUAAGAUACACGUCCAGAAAGCGGCGGAGUUUCCUCUGAGGAGUAAACAGCGAGCGGGUUACCGGCUGUGAAACACCCGCGGAGCGCCCCGGAGGAUUCUCACCCCACCUCCGGCUUCUCUAUCCGGCUCCCGGAACCGCGCUGCCCCGGCAGUGAUGGCGUGGCAGUAACCGGGGAACACACGCAUGUUUCCGAGUCCACACCGGGAAGCAGAGCCGGGGGAACACCUGGUGGUACCAGAGCACCGGGGACACCGGAGGAUUCGGGGUUCGGGAUCAUGGAGGACGAGGUGCUGGAGCAGGUCCUGUCCGUGGUCAACACGCUGGUGUCGUGGAUCGCCGCCGGGGCCAUGGUGUUCGGAGGGGUGGUCCCCUACAUCCCCCAGUACCGGGACAUCCGGAGGACCCAGAACGCGGAGGGCUUCUCCACAUACGUGUGUCUCGUGCUGCUGGUGGCCAACAUCCUGCGGAUCCUCUUCAGAUUCGGGCGCUAUUUCGAGACGCUGCUGCUGUGGCAAAGCAUCAUCAUGAUCGCCACCAUGCUCAUCAUGCUGAACCUGUGCACCGACGUCCGCACGGCCACCGAGCUCAACACCAAGAGGCGCUCCUUCAUAGCGACAGACAGUAAGGACGAGGAGGUCAGAAUCCCUAAGAGGCUCUUUCUGGACUUUGAUUGGAGUUACUUCUGGCUGUGGACUCGCUUUGUGGACUACGUGCAGUGCGUGCUGGCCUUCACGCUGGUGGCGGCCUACAUCACCUACCUCCUCCUGGACUCGGCGCUGUUCGUGGAGACGCUGGGCUUCCUGGCUGUCUUCACGGAGGCGAUGCUGGGAACGCCGCAGCUCUACUGCAACUAUCAGAACAAGUCUACUGAGGGCAUGAGUAUCAAGAUGGUGCUGAUGUGGACCAGCGGCGACACCUUCAAAACAGGCUACUUCCUGAUCACCCAGGCUCCCGUGCAGUUCUGGACGUGCGGCCUGCUGCAGGUCUUGGUGGACGUGGCCAUCCUGUUCCAGGUGUACUACUACAGCCGCUACCCGCAGAAGCCGGUGUCCCACACCGUGUCCCUCACCACCAGUGCCAAAGCCCUGUGAGAGCGCCCGCUCGCCGCGGACCUCCCGAAGGGCCGAGACCAGGAGCCGCCGCGGAAAUGUGUAAACAUGAGAACCAAAGCACCUUGACACAACGCAGGCCGCUCACGUCCCGGCCUACACCAACAUGUAGAAACACUCAUAAAUAAGGCAUAAACACACCCGGACGUUUAUGGCGUCCGCUGAAGGACACUUGCGACACACAAAGCCGGAUUUGGAUUAUUUAUUACCCCGGCCCCUCUCGGUGCGGCGGCCUGCAUGCCUCUAGGAAUGCGGACCUUUUCAACCCGUGCAUGUGGAGAAUACUACGCACGCGCCCGAGCGGUGCACGCGUGGACCGCACUGCUGUCCGGGCUCGAAGGAACGAAACGUGUCCUCUGCGUGCCGCCAGUGAAUGUUGCAUGGAUCCUCUGCCUUAAAAGCACACACCCUCAGCUUGCUGCAACACCAGCAAUACAAAUGUUACAAGUCAAUCGUCAACCACACAUUACUGAAUGUACAAAACAGCUUUCCGUUGUUUGACCUCCCCAGCACAGCGGAGAAGUGCUGGCCGGCCUACCGCUUGUCGGGCGAAGGAUCACAAUCUUAUGGGGCGGAGUUAAGACAAUAAGUGUCAGGAAAGGAAAUUGAAUCUUAGUUGGCCGGGAUUAUUGUACUGAAGCAGUUGAUGGCAUUUUGCUCAUAAUUUCCUUCUCAAGCCAGAAAUUCUCCCAAAAAAAAAAAAAAAAAAAAAAAAAUCUCUUCACGCAGAUGACAUUACAUUAUUCGGUCAGUGCUCUCAUUU
This is a messenger RNA of Salarias fasciatus (jewelled blenny), 1973 nucleotides long. RefSeq names its product PQ-loop repeat-containing protein 1-like. Gene Ontology annotation, biological process: phospholipid translocation; retrograde transport, endosome to Golgi. Gene Ontology annotation, cellular component: endosome; trans-Golgi network. The record is from RefSeq and is a predicted model, not a curated record. The transcript has 5 exons. Bases 377 to 1192 code for a protein of 271 amino acids. NCBI's taxonomy places the organism in Eukaryota, Metazoa, Chordata, Actinopteri, Blenniiformes, Blenniidae.